Anopheles gambiae (African malaria mosquito) is the source of this 3991-nucleotide messenger RNA. RefSeq names its product lamin Dm0. NCBI's taxonomy places the organism in Eukaryota, Metazoa, Arthropoda, Insecta, Diptera, Culicidae. The transcript has 6 exons. The record is from RefSeq and is a predicted model, not a curated record. Bases 490 to 2193 code for a protein of 567 amino acids.
AGCGGCAACGGUGACGCCAUUUUUCUGGUGCUUUUUUCCGUGUGUGGACGAAAACGUAUGUCUGUCCGUUGGAUUUUGUGCCCGUUCUCGUUGAAAUAAGUGAUCCACCGCGCGUAGUGCAGUCGGUGGCGAUAGAGCAACACCACUAGCACGGAAAGCUGCACGAAAAAGAUCGAUUACUCCGACCACUGGGCCCAGUUUCCGGUGUUGCAAAAGAGGCCCUCCCGGUGAAUGCCGACUGAGAAAGCAGCAAGCGCGUGCCCGUCAGUCGUUCCCUCCCGAUUUCGGUAGCCGCCUUCCCGAGAAAGCACGCGCGCGCGUGUGUGUGAAUUUGUUUGUGUGUGUGCGUAGAGCUGUGAAAGUGUUGUAAAGGGAGCGUGCUUCCCCCUCAUCGUGAGAAGUUUUUUCUGCACCAAGCCAGUGAAGGAAAAAGUGUCAUUUAAAGCGUAUUUUACGGUGCUCGAGAAAGAAGCGUAAAAGCAAGUGAAAAUGUCGCAGCGAGCGAAGCGUUCCGGUGCGUCGACGCCGGUCCCGGUGCAGGCCAGCACCCCGGUGCAGCAAAGCGGCAGCGGUGCGACGGGUGCGUCGGCAGCGCACCACCACCACAGCGCCCGCCCGGCCAGCCCGCUCAGCCCGACGCGCCACUCGCGGCUGCAGGAGAAGGCCGACCUCCAGAACCUGAACGACCGGCUGGCAUGCUACAUCGACCGGGUGCGCUACCUGGAGCAGGAGAACUCGCGCCUCACGAUGGAGGUGCGCACCUCGCAGGACACGACCACCCGCGAGGUGUCCAACAUCAAGUCGAUGUACGAGCACGAGCUGUCCGAUGCCCGCAAGCUGCUCGACGAUACGUCGCGCGAAAAGGCCCGGCUCGAGAUUGACGGCAAGCGCAUUCUCGAGGAAAACGACGAGCUAAAGAAGCGUUUGGAGCGUAAGACGAAGGAAGCGGCCGACGCCGAUCGGAACGCACGUGCCCAGGAAGCGCGCGCCAACGAGCUGUCGACCAAGUACCAUUCGCUCGUGUCGGAACACAAGAAGGCGAAGGACGACCAGAAGGAGCUGGAGAAGGAGCUGGCCAAGCUGCGCAAGCAGCUGGAUGCGCUGCGCAAGAACCUCGAGGACGAGACGCUGACGCGCGUCGAGCUGGAGAACUCGGUGCAGACGCUGCGCGAGGAGCUGACGUUCAAGGAUCAGGUGCACCAGCAGGAGAUCACCGAGACGAAGACGCGCCGGCAGGUGGAGAUCAGCGAAAUCGAUGGCAUGCUGUCGGAGCAGUACGAGGCGAAGCUGCAGCAGACGCUGCAGGAUCUGCGCGACCAGUACGAUAUGCAGCUGCGCGUCAACCGCGAGGAAAUUUCCGAUCUGUACGAGGCUCGUCUUCGCGAUCUGGAGCAGCAGAUGAACCACGAGCGGUUGCGCCACGCCGACGAGAAGGCGAAGAUGAUGGAGGAGGUCGAGCGCCUGCGGAAGGAAAUCUCGAUGCAGCUGCAGGAAUACCAGGACCUGAUGGACAUCAAGAUUUCGCUCGACAUGGAGAUUGCCGCGUACGACAAGCUGCUCAGCUCGGAGGAGGACCGGCUGAAGAUAACGCCCGGCAGCCAGACGUCCAUCUUCUCGCAGUCGAGCAUGUCGGGCAGCCUGUCGCGCAGCGGGGUGGUGCGCCGCACGCCCAGCCGUGCCGCGGCCAAGCGCAAGCGCACCGUGCUGGAGGAGUCGGACGAGCGCAGCGUGUCGGACUACUCCGUCACCUCGUCCGCUAAGGGCGACGUCGAGAUCGUGGAGGUCGACCCGGAGGGCAAGUACGUGAAGCUGCACAACAAAUCCGGCAAGGAAGUACAAAUCGGUGGAUGGACCGUGCUGCGGAAGGUCGGCAGCAACGAAACCGUGUUCAAAUUCCACCGCUCGCUGAAGAUGGACGGUGGCGCCUUUGUGACCGUUUGGUCGUCCGAUCUGGGCAAGGAUCACGAGCCGCCGACGACGAUCGUGAUGAAGGGGCAGAAGUGGUUCGCCGGCGACAACAUGACUACGCAUCUGCUGAAUGCCGAAGGCGAGGAGGUAGCCGCCUCGGAGCGUGUGAAGCGAAUGGUUUCGACUGCCGCCUCGCGCCACCGUGAAUACCUCGGAAGCUACGGAGAGGAGCUUCACCAUCAACAGGGUGAACCCCGGGGCGACGAGAAGUGCCGUAUCAUGUAAUAGCACGCACGCACGGAUCAACCAAUCAACACAAUAUGGAAGCCACAUGGAGCGUGCGCGUGUGGUGGAGUUAAUAUAUAAUUUUAUCUCUUUAAACACUACACAUAUUUGUUCUGCCGCCGAACCUUGCCCUUCUUCGGCCCGCGAUGACAGCGACCUGGGAAAGGGAAGCGGGAGAAGCGGUGGCGGCGUAUGUUGUAAGCGAAUAAUUUAAAAAUUAUCGCCCACAGCGGGGUAAAGCUGUGCGCACAAUUGACAUCCACAAAAACCAGAAAAGAACUCUAUGAUAGAUAGGUAUGUGUUUUGUUGUUUGCGUUCUUCAAAAACAAACGCAGGAAAUCCGUAGCAAACACAGACAGACACAGACAGAAGAAGUGUCAGUAACGCAUUGCGCCAGAACUAGAAACGACGGAAACGCGUUGAGUCGUUUGUCUUGCAUUUUUUUCCCUCUUAUUUUAUAUUACACGUGUGAAUACACACACGCAGCACUUUCUAACACACACUUCUUUCGGAAAGGGUAAUACUAUAAAAUUUAGUACAUCUUGUUCCCGUACGUGGACAGCUAGCAAGGAGGAUUAGGAAGUAAUGCGUGACAAGCGCGUCUGCGCUACAGAGAAUUCAACUGUAAAAAAUAAUAAUAUUGAACAGAAUUACUACUUACAGUUGUAAUAAUGUGCAAAAUAACCUAAACAACAUCACUGUGUUUUGGUUGUUUGUCCCUUUUCGUUCUUAUUGUAACACGAGCGUAACUUUACAAAUAAAAUCAGUAACAACACCACCAGAGAUAGAGAGAUAGAGAGAGAAAGAUUAUCUGUCAAUCCAAUCACAACUAACAUUGGUUCCAAAGACCAAACAGCUCUAACCUGCCUGCCCGCUGGCCUGCGUGGCAAACAAUCGGAGGAGGAGGAGCACUUUAAACUAAACUAUAAAAAAAAGAAAAUAAAACACACAGUAAAUGAGAGGCCUUUUUGUUGCGAAAAAAAAAAUUUAAAUAACACAAACACACACAAAAAAACAAUUAACAUUAACUUAGUAGUGCUUAGAGCGAUAGAGAGAGAGAGAAAGAGAGGGAAAUUUAAAGGCGUAAAGCACGCAAAUACGCGUACUCUACCAUAAAGGAGAAAAAUGAACUAAUAAGAGCGUACUUUCACAACGAUUGUUUUUUUUAUUUUAUUUGUACGCUAAAAUUCUUUAACAUUACUUCAGCGAAAGAUAAAAGAAUCCCUUUUUCGUGUGUACGUGACGUCAGUUUGGUUUCGCCAUAAAUCAGCAGAGAUGUGUGUGGGUCAGGUGCACAUUUAGCUUGAACUCUAACACAAUGCCACAAGAGAUACAGUUUUUAAUCAAUCUAAUCAAGGCAGCAGGGAUCAGGCGAUUGUUUAUAUAUCUGAUUACGUUACAGUACAGCUGUCCCCCCUGCAGUAGCUCUGGAGAUAACGAAUUAAUUUACUUCCAUUUUGAAAUUGCAUUUGAAGAACGGAUCGGAAGAUUAUUGCCAUUAUUGUCCAUUUUCUUGUAACAGCAACACAACAGGAGGAGGAGAAUUGCAAGGUUAAGGGUUUUACUGCUGCACUUUUGCUUCCCGAUACUGUCCCGAGAGAACCGAGCCAUGUGUGUAUGUUCGAGUAGCCGAGGAAAGCCAUUGUAGCCAUCUUCCAAACAGUUUGAAAGCGCCCGAAAAGAAGGAUAAUGAAUUCGCUAUUCAACAAACGAACAAAAGCAAGCAGGCGAGCGAAAUGGGAAUUUGUAAUAAAUACAUUCAGAUAGUUUUCAGUGUCUGAAGUGUGAGAGCGACAAA